AUGGCCGACAGCGACGUGCCCGGAGAGCCACUCGUGCCUCCCAUACUGGAUGCAGCUGAGCUGAUCGGGAAUUCGAGCGCUGAUUUCCCUGUCAUUGAGGCGGAGCCCGAGGAAGAGCUCAAUCUGCCCCUCGAUACCGCCGAGCAGCAGCGCAUACUGCUGCAACAGGACCAGGACCAGCCCCAAGCAGGGCCUCCCCUCACGCUGCCAGCCCGCCCCGGCCUGCAACGAGGCAAUUCAGUUCCUACGCCCGCGCCGAACCUGCCCCCGCCCGCACCGCCUGUACCGCCGCCCGACACGCCACAGAACGAUUCGCUUUCGCUCGCACAACUGCAGAACCUCGUGAGGGGCAUACCCAAGGUCGAGCCCGCCCCGUACGCUUUCACAUACGAUGACGCAUCAUGUUUCGAGGAGGAGCUGGAGGAGUGGUUCUCGUAUGCCGUCGAGGAGCAGGCAAUGCUGCUCAAGACCCAGGCGUCCUAUGCAUUGGAGUGGAGCGCAUUUCAUGGCCUAAACGACGUGUCCAAUGGCGAGGACGGCUUGGACUGGGCCUCGGCGACGACGACACAACACGACGACUUCGUGCGACAUCUAUUGGGGGGACUCAAGGAAGUCGACCCUGUCUUGAGGUUGAAGAAACUGGAAGCAUUGGUCUAUGUCCUCCUUGGGUGCUGGCAUGAGACUGCAGGGCUGCCUGACCCAGCUGCGGGUGAGGCAACAGAGUCUAGCACGACUUCAGCGCGCAACUCUGCAUAUAUCAAGUCAGGUCGGCAGGCCUCGCUCAUUAAGCGCAAUGUGCACCUACUCGCCGAGAGUAAUGGCGUACAGACCAUCGUGGACGCACUCAGCUCGUCGCUCCUGCGAGCAUGCGGCGCGGAUGUCACACCUGAUGCUCAACGCGAUUCGAAAGAGGCAGAACGACGCGAAAUUUGGUGUACCAUGACUGCAGUCUAUGUCUUGUUGGAAGUCGCACGUGAUGAGGAAAAGACGCAGGAUAGCCGUACCCUCAGAAGCGCCAUCCUCGACUUAGAGAAGCCAGGUCUUCUUAUGCUAUUCGUGGAUCUUAUCGCGAAACUACGGUGGGACGAGUCGAUCAAUCUACCGCUUAGCAAGAUCUCACUGCUACUCUGGAAGGCCAUGUUGGUGACUUUCGGCGGUCUUGCAGAAGUUGCCAAGGUCAAAGAGACCUUCCGGGACACCAGCCUCGAGUCAGAGGAUUCCAAGGGUCAGCCACUCAUCACCGCGUCCCCUCUUGAUUAUCACCUCUUCAGACAAGAGAUAAGCUCCAAGUAUCCUGCGUACAAUCCACCGCUUCCCGUGUUCCCCCUUGAGCCAGAGAACAACUCCAUCUUGCCGCCACUAAAGAACCACCCCAACAAGGUCGCUGGCAACCAUGUAUUCGGCUCUGGGUUAGGCGACAAAAAUGGGAACAGCACAUCCAUCCUGCAUCAACCGGUUCAUAUCGCAACUCCGGCACCCUCACCUCCUCCUUCGCCUGCAGGCCCCGGUGGCAAAGGUGGAAAGAAGCAGAACUACCAGACAAACCAACUGUUCCCGUUCUUGUAUCCGCCACUCGACGAGUCUAGUAACAAGUUGGGUGGAAAGGGCUCGACCGACCUACAGGACCUUCUGGUGGGACGCAAGUGGGAGGGCUCAGAUAUUCCUGCUUCUAUCUUGGAAGCCGCGGAACUGUUCGCUAAACGCAUGAAGGCCACGCGUGCCAUGAAGCAGCUGUGGGAGGAACGUGUCGCAUUUAUGAAGUACGAGCGCGGUUGGACAGGCCCUGACGAGAACCCCGAUAUCGAGGAGCUGUCACUCGAACCGAGUGGGAAAGCUCAGUCAAAAGAACUCACACCCGGCAGCAAUGAGGAGCGCUUGCACUUGGUCGAGGAAUUCUACCGCAUCGCACUGCCUAAUCUACAGUCACUAAUAAUUGUUCUGAUUAAAGCCAUCCUUGCGCACGUCACGGCACUUGUGACACAGUCCAGUGGCGCGAACGGGCUCCAGAGCGGUUUCCAAUUUCAGGAUAACCAGAACGGCACGACAGCCGGACGGCCUGACAUGAGCGGCAUGAACGGACAUGGUAGCACCGUGGCGACGAAUGAGGAGCUUGACGCGAUGCGCACACAAGAAGUCCUGGAUAAAGCAGUCACCGGCACUCUUAUAUUGAUCCUCAAAUGGUUCAAAGUCUCCCACAUCCUCAAAUUCGAGUAUAUCACGCAGCUACUCGUUGACUCAAGCUACGUUCCGUUGAUCUUGAAGCUACUACAAUUACAAGAGGUCGAGAAGAUUGUAAACUUCAAGAGUGAGCAGGAAGAGUUAAACUUCUUCAGCUUUUGCCGGACACAUUCCAGGAACGCCUCUGAAGAGGACCGCGUUGGAGGAAACGAAGGAGAAGCGCAUGACGGCGAAUCUGACGAAGACGACGCCGUCCCACCCCCAAUCCGUCUGUCCAGAGAAGACUCGAACGAAUCAGGUGUUGAGCCAGCCCUACCACCUGCCCAGUUACAACCUCCAGAGGUAGACGAGCUCGGCUUUCCAACAAACGAGCUGCCUAAAGAGCCAAUCACCAAUUUCUCAUGGCGCGCGUUCUUCACGUCAAUCAACUACCUGCGGAUCAUGCAGAAGAUCUGCAAGAACAAAGCACAUCGCAACCUCAUGCUUGUUUCGUACAAGUCUUCGCAAUUCCUUCGCAAGAGCCUGAAGGUACCACAGCCGGAACUACGCCUGUACACACUCAAGCUAUUCAAGAAUCAAGUUCCGUACUGCGGUCGCAAGUGGCGACAAUCGAACAUGCGCGUCAUCACUGCAGUCUAUUUGCACUGUCGACCUGAGCUCCGAGACGACUGGUUGGCAGGAAGUGACGUGGAUGCCGAGGUCGACGAAAGUGUUCCGCUCGAGCAGGCUUUACGAUCACUUACACACUGGCACAACCUCAAGCGAUACCCUGAAAGCCUAGGUGCCAAACCUGGCGUUCUUGAGGAGGAACAAGACUUCUUCCGUAACGAGCUCGAGAAGAUGGACUGGGGUGAAGAGGCUGCGAAUGAGGGCGAGCUAGAGCAUGGCUGGCCGGAUCUUCCGGUUGAGGGUUGGUGA
Messenger RNA from Alternaria incomplexa, 3096 nucleotides. RefSeq lists its product as uncharacterized. Gene Ontology annotation, cellular component: cytosol. The transcript has 2 exons. Gene Ontology annotation, biological process: cytoskeleton organization. Bases 1 to 3096 code for a protein of 1031 amino acids. Lineage: Eukaryota; Fungi; Ascomycota; Dothideomycetes; Pleosporales; Pleosporaceae. The record is from RefSeq and is a predicted model, not a curated record.